Messenger RNA from Egretta garzetta (little egret), 729 nucleotides. RefSeq names its product RAB17, member RAS oncogene family (gene RAB17). The record is from RefSeq and is a predicted model, not a curated record. NCBI's taxonomy places the organism in Eukaryota, Metazoa, Chordata, Aves, Pelecaniformes, Ardeidae. The transcript is spliced from 6 exons. The coding region runs from base 1 to 729 and encodes 242 amino acids. Gene Ontology annotation, molecular function: GTPase activity; GTP binding.
AUGUGCAACCCAGGAGGGCUCACACCAACCGUCCUCUUCCGAGGGUAUGGCCAAUGCUCUGCAGCAGCUCUCUUCGAGUCAGAGUUGGUUUCUUUGCAGGGCAUGGCACAGAAAGAGAUGCUGGGCACCCCCCUGGAAGGGAUUCAUCCCACCUAUGUCUACAAGGUGGUUCUGCUGGGGAGCCCAUCAGUGGGAAAUUCAGUCCCGGCCCACCAAUACGUGAAAAAUGUCUUCAGGGAGUCGCUGCCAACCGUGGGAUGCUGCUUCUUCACAAAGACGCUCCACCUGGAAGUAGCCACCAUCAAGUUUGACGUCUGGGUCAUGGCAGGCCAGGAGACAUACCGCAGUGUCUGCUGCCUCUACCUCCGGGGCGCCCACGCCGCUCUCCUCGUUUACGAUAUCGCUAACAAGGAAACACUCAGCAGGGCGAAGCUGUGGCUGAGGGACCUGGAGAAGGAAUUCCUUGCUGAUGAAAUUGUCAUCGCUUUGGUGGGCAACAAGCCAGACCUCGCUGCUGAGCGAGAAGUCACCACAGAGGAGGGGGAAGAGUUUGCAAGGACCAAAGACCUCCUGUUCAUGGAGACAUCUACAAAAUCCAACCACCAAGUAAACGAUAUCUUUAUGGCCAUAGCCCAAGAACUCCUGAAACGGGAACAAAAGAAGGCAUCUGCCAGGUCAACAGCUGACCUGCGGGAGAGCAGGACGAGGACGUGGUGCUGCCAGCUUUGA